CGCGCCAACGCGCAGGGUACGACGCGACGCCGUCUUUCUCCAAAGAACCGGUCAGCUCAUCUCAGCUUUCUCCCAUCGUUCUUUCAGCAUCUCCCACGCAAGGAAAGUUCGGAACCGCCAUUGAAGUUUCAUUCCACGAGCUCGGGGGGCUAGGAGAGGCGCGGCGUGCGGGCUCCCUUCGAUCCUGAAAUCCUUAUUACCGUGUUGCUCGCUCCCUCAGUUCUGAACUUGCCCUGCUACGAUCUCCGACGAACCCAGCUGAGCAAUCAAUCGUUCGCAGGCUCCUCCCUUUCGCUUCUGCGAGAGAUGAUAGCUCGAUUUUCAUCCGCUUCUCUGUGUUUCUGGAUCCUCUUGAGCUGCUUUCCAGGGCAGCUGUUAUCUGCAGACGUAACACUCGAUUCAGUUUCGAUCUUUAAGACUCAUGAGUGGUUCAUAGCUAAACCCACAGUUUAUUUCCAAUGCAAAGGGGAGAACAAGACAGUGUUGCCCGAUGUGAAGGAAGCGCAUGUCAUAUACGAAUUUAAGGGUCAAGAAUCUUGGCAGCCUCUCACAAACUUUUCGAGUGAAAAAUGCAAACGAUGUGGGUUUUAUGAGGAGGACACUGUAAACUCAGAUGAUGUAUUUGAAGAGUGGGAGUUUUGUCCUUCAGACUUUUCUGGAUCUGAUGGAAGAUAUACUCGAAUCAAUGAUAAGGAAUUCAAUGCUACAUUUCAUUGUCCGGAGUGCGUACAUCUUUCCGCAGAUUCCAAUUCUGCUCCUGCUGCUCAUAAGGAAAAAAAGGGGAUGCAUGCUGCUCUCAUCAUUGCAAUAACCGUCAUUGUGUUCAUUAUUUUCAUCCUUGUUUUGGUGGCUGCUUACAAGUACUGGCUAAAGAAGAAGAGGGAGCAAGAGCAGGCUCGUUUCCUGAAACUAUUCGAAGAUGGUGAUGAUAUUGAGGAUGAACUUGAACUUGGCAAUGUAUUAUGAUCAGUCAAAAGGUCCGUUACCUUCUGUACAGUAGUUGGUAAAGGAUGAAAUUUUUCCUCUGUAUAGAUGAAGAAAACGAAAUAGAAGCCAUAAUUAUAUUUCGUGUGCCUUGUGGAA
Messenger RNA from Punica granatum (pomegranate), 1083 nucleotides. NCBI's taxonomy places the organism in Eukaryota, Viridiplantae, Streptophyta, Magnoliopsida, Myrtales, Lythraceae. The record is from RefSeq and is a predicted model, not a curated record.